UGAGCCAUUGCCCGAAAACGCUAUUGUCUCCCGAGCCUAGGAAUGAAUGGCCCCAUGGCGAUUGACUUUUACCUUCCACGCAAUUACCAUAUCCACUCUGUCUUACUGUGGAACAUGGGUGAAUUUAUACAAUCUCUUGACUAGAUAAACUAUGCAGGAUAUUAAUGCAGCAGGGAGGGGGAUUUCCACGUGGAAUUUUGCAUCUGUUUCCAAUGUCUUAAGCCUGCUGUGGUCAUUUUGAGAAUAAUCGACCUUGACAACUCCCCGCCACAAUGGGUUGGGUGUAUAAUGCCUCAGAGGAGGUCGAGGCGGCGUCGCAGUACCCUUUGAUUCUGGGCGUCUGCGUGAGCUUGACAAUCUUGAUGAUUAUCACGGUCUGUCUUCGCUUGUAUGUGCGGGCACAGGCCAGUCGAUUGGGUGCUGCGGAUUGGGUGAUGGUUGUCAGUAUGACCUUCAGUAUCAUUUACAGUGCAUUGUGUAUUGCUCAAAGUCGAUAUGGACUCGGACUACCGUUGCUACUACGACCCAAACUUGAUCUCCCUACAUACACCAAACUCAACUAUGCAGGUCGCCCAUUCUACCAGCUUGGUAUCGCCGGAUUCAAAGCGUCUCUGUGCCUCAGUUACUUGCGUCUCAUUUCGGGCACCUCGAUGAACACCUACCGGAUUCUGAUAUGGACGGUUAUCGGGCUAUGCACAAUUGGCCAUAUAGCGGGCGCUCUGGUUCUAAUCUUCGACUGCUCACCGGUCAAACGAGGAUGGGAAACCAAAGUGGUCGGGACUUGUCUCCCCGUCGGGCCUACGUUCUACGGUCUUGCCAUCUUCACGAUCAUCUGUGAUGUCGUUAUCAUCUUCCUGCCAAUCCCACUGCUCCUUCGACUAAGCAUUAAACCCGCCCAAAAAGCCGGUGUCGUGUGCCUAUUUCUGCUUGGCCUGUUCACGACGAUCUGCUCCAUCCUUCGACUCACUCAGAUCCACCGGGUAGCCUUUGGCGACGGAAACUCUACUAUGCUGGUUCUCUGGGGAACUAUUGAAUUUAAUAUCGGAAAUAUCGUGACCUGUGUUCCCUAUCUUGCUCCACUUCUUCGAGGAUUUGUGCGUGACUUCCAGUCGACCAGUGGUCGGAAGUACUACAAUACUCAGGGACAAAGUUAUGCGAUGGGAACGUGGUCCAAGGACCAGCGCUCGCAUCUGCAGUCGAAUGCGUCCGGACCGCCCCCACCACGGCGCUCACCGAGUGAGGAACUGAUUCUGUCCAGCCGUGAGCCAUCGCAUGGUGGAAUUGAGAUGACGGUGGAGUACUCUGUAUCGUUGGAAAACGAGACGGAGAAGACUCCGAGGCAAUAGCGACACAAGCGUAUAUAGUUGGGCUAUCUACAACGCGGAAUGCCCGUCUACCAGUUAAAAUCGAUGUACUAAAUUGUGAUUUUCUUUCCUGCUUUCAUUUCAUU
This is a messenger RNA of Penicillium brasilianum, 1450 nucleotides long. The record is from the annotation of a GenBank genome assembly. Lineage: Eukaryota; Fungi; Ascomycota; Eurotiomycetes; Eurotiales; Aspergillaceae.